Paramecium primaurelia is the source of this 2493-nucleotide messenger RNA. Lineage: Eukaryota; Ciliophora; Oligohymenophorea; Peniculida; Parameciidae. The record is from the annotation of a GenBank genome assembly.
GUAUGAUUGUUAAUUAAAUUUAUUAACCAGUUGAAUUCAUAUAUUCAUAUACGAUAGGAGGAAAGUAAGAGUAGCAUUUGCAGUUAAAAAAUUAAUUACCUUAAAAGAAGCGAAAUCUUACAGAUGAAGAUAGAAGAAAAAUAAAAAAUGAAAUAUAAAAUGAGUUUAAUAAAAAGAAAAUUCUAAAGAAAAAAAUUCAUAAGCAAAUUAUUAUAAAAGUAAACCAUAAAAAAUACUUAAAAUUGUAUAAGAAUAAGUUUUUAUUUGUAGAUUUAAUAAACUAAAGGCCAGAAAAAAUAAAGUGAAAAAAUUAUCAUUAGGAAAAAAAAUAAAAAUCAUAAAGAGAGAAAGAAUCUUUUAAUUAAAUAAAGAAGAUGAUGAUGAAUAAGUCAAAGUUAAAGAUGCCUAUGAUAAAGAAUAUGAUAAGGGUAAAAUAAAAAAAGUUAAGAAGAAGAGAGAAAGUUAAAAAUUAGAUUUUGAUAAAGCAUAUAAAUUAAAAUAUAAUAAAUGAAUUUAAAAGAUGAAUAAUUUAAUGAAGAAAUCUGUGUGAAAAUAAAGACUUUAGAUAAUCAUAAUUUAGAUGUUCGAAUUAAAUAAAGCCAAACAGUGAGUGAUCUUAAAAAUUUAAUCGAAAUAGUAACUUGUCAUGUUUAGCCAAGGUCUCAACCAUUCCAUCUUCGAGAUAGAGAUUAUUAUUUAAGGGAAGGUAACUUAAUAAUGAGGAUACUUUGAUUUCUUUGAAUAUUGAGGAUUAAUGUGUUGUUCAUUUAGUUGCCAAUAUGCCUGAAUUUGAAUCAUCUCCUUUAAAUAGAGGGUUAUCAACUAGUUCAAUUGAUGAACAUGAUAAUAGAAAUAGUUGUAUUUAUAUAGUAAAUAUUCAGUUGAUGUAUAAGAGAAUAGAAGAAACUCUAGAAAAAAGGUUUUAUAGCAAAGGUUACAUGGAUUUUAAUAAUUGCCUACAAGGAAUUCAUUAUAAUAAAAUGUCAUGACAUUACAUAAUCUUUUAUAAUCAUUCAAUACAGUGGCUGAAGUUAUUGAGCAAGGUUAAAUAUUUGCUUAGAAAGACUUUGAACUCGGUUAAUGGAUCGACUUUAAGGAUUCCUUUGGAGAAUGGGUUGAAGGUUAUAUUGGUUAAAAAUAAUAAAAUCAAGUUUUAAUUGUUCAAUAAAAUGGAGAAGAAUGGAUAGGAGUACCAUCUAAUAGAUUAGCAUUAUUCAGAUCUCAUACAAUACAAAAGACUUAUCACAUGUCUCCUAUAUUAAAUAACCAUGAAUAACAAUAAUUAUGGACCUUUAGUGAAUUACUUGGUUAAACAGCUAUGUUGUUAUCUAGAGCUGGAAAUAUGAUGUCUAGAUUGGCAGAUAGUGUAGAAGACAAAUCUAUUCCAUAAAAUAAAAAGGCCGAUAUGUCUAAUCUUAUAACUGGAAUGAUUGAAGAAUAAAGAAGAAUACAGGAAGAAAAGGUAGAAAAAUAAGAUGAUGUUACAUCUCUUAAAUCUAUGAAGUCUAUGAAAUCAGAUAAGAUAUCUAUUGAUUAUGAAACAUCAUCAAUUAAAUCUAUGAAGUAACUAUUUGACUUAAAUUAGAUCUGAUAUCUCUAAAUUAACUACUUAUUUUAUUGGUCAUAAUCAUAAUACAAUGAUGGCUGAAAAUAUUGCAGAAGAAGAAGAGAACAGUAGUUAAGACAUGUCAGUUGAUAAUCAAAGAGAUGUGCCUAAUAUUUCCAAAGAAUUUAAGGAAAAUUAUGCUUAUUAUGAGACUUCUUUGUUGGCUGCCUAAUUAGCCCCUCUAUCUGAUCGACUAGGAAGAUUAUUGUAAUAUUUUAAUUUUAAUUUUAUCUAGAGUUGAUUUAUCCCCAUAUCUUGCCUUGAGUGGAUCCAAUAUUAAUAAGUAUCUUUAUGUUAUAUGAAGUAUCUUUCAAAAUCAUCCUAAUUCCAAUAUAUCCAAUUUAUCCAUAAUUACUAAUGAAGGCAGUUAAUAUUCAACAUAAGCUAAACAAUAUUAUUUUUAAGUGCCCAUAUUGUUAACACCUUUUGAAUUGCAUACAUAAUCAUAAUAAGGAACAUCAGCCAACAGAAUUGUAGGAGAUAAUGUAGAUAUCUUAAAUCACUUAAAUAAUAAUAAUAAUGGUAGUAAUCCUCGUUAAAAAAAAACUACAAAAAAAGAGGAAGAAGAGAAAUAACAGUUUGUUACAAUAUCUAAGCAUAAAUUAACUUAAUCAUAUCAUUUAUCAUAUUAAUAAUAGUAAUAACAAUAAUAAUAAUAGUAAUAAUAAUUCUAAUAAUAAUAAUAAUAUUAAUAAUUUUAAUAAUAAUAAUAAUAAAUAAAGGAAUCAAAUUUUUAAGUUAUAGAAUAAGAUGAUACCUUAUAAUUAUAACAAUAUUAAUCAUUGAAGAAAGAAUCAACAGAUGGGUAAAUAAAAAAGAAAAAAAAAGGCAAAGAAGUAUCAUUUUCAGAAUAGAUUAAUCAACUGAAAAAAGAUAAAUAGUUUUGA